AUGAUCAUCUCACAGCUGGAGCUUGGGCGCCUGUGCGUAAAUCAAUUUGAGGCAACACAUGGUGGAAGGGUGGACAUGUUUGUAAUCUGAAUGUUGUACACAAUCACGAGUUGAUCUGAAUUAAAGCGUUGUGUCCUACAACUUCGCGUCAAAAAAGUUUUCUGCGAAUUGUCCCCAUCAAACUAUGCUGAUGUGGAUUGAAAACGCUAAUAAUGGCUAUUUUUAUCCCUGUUUGCUUUACGUACUGGUAUUUCAUCAUUAUGAAUUAUUAUUAUCAUAAUUACAGUAAAGUUCAAGUGCGCGAUUUUGCUUAGUAAUUAAAAGAGCGCGAAUGGGGCAUGAAUGUCGAACUUUCAGUUUCUCUUCAUCAGAUCUGUUUUUAUAACUUAUAUUGCUUGGCGCCAAACAAGCAAUCAACCGUUUGAACUGUACACGCAAACUGAAAACAACCGGCAGUGGAAAAAAUAUUCACUUUAUUUUCACUUACUUAAAACUGUCAUGCAGUUGCUGACCAUUUGGUCUGACGCAAGCUGUUUUAACCCUAUAUUUCAUGAUUUAUUUUCUGAGGUUGUUCCGGAUACCCACCUAGUGCAAGUGGAAAUAAAGAAACCAACUCGAGUUAGGUCGUGUGUUGUUGUAGAAAAGUAAAAUCGUCAUAUCAGACGAACGCACUGCGCAUGUAGAUCUAGACAUGGAACAAACCAUCUGGAAAGUAGUGCGUGAUAAACGUGAGGACUCAGCGGCGAUUACCAUUCAAAACUGA
Molecule: messenger RNA, 763 nt
Organism: Pocillopora meandrina
Lineage: Eukaryota; Metazoa; Cnidaria; Anthozoa; Scleractinia; Pocilloporidae
Source: the annotation of a GenBank genome assembly